UUAGAACACAUAUGUCAUCGCACAUACUGUUGAUGGUUUACGAUGUAAACAAAUGUGCGCUCACUUUGUUAUCAAAUUCGCCUAAAGUUCGCAUUUUUCUUUUUUGAUCAAUAUUCAUACUCAAAGCGGUUGACGUACCAGUGUCAAUGCAGUUGGUUGUUUUCAUACACUUUGAAUAAUCUGAAGGAGGAAAUGUGACCGAUUUGAUAAAAGAUUGACUUUAGCAAUUUUUCUUUUUUCAAUGUUCCCCAUUUUUUCCCAACUGGAAAAGAGAAGAUUUAAGAAAAAGAAAAUUCAAAUGAAAAUGUUAACGAUAAACACGAAUGCAAUGCUCAAUAAUUUUAAAAGAGAUACAUUGCUGAGUUCAACAGGUGCAAUGGAAAGUGAAACAGAUAGUGGACAAAUUUACUUUAUGGAUGUAACAAGAGUCAUUGAGUAAACGUUGUUUGUUAGUAUUCUCUAACGACUGACCACCAACAAAAUGUACGCUCAGAUGCAAACUUUUGAGCCAUUAAACUAUCUGUAUUGUGAUCUAAAUCAAGACAAGCAUUCACUAAUUUAUGAAUAUGUAUUCUAAAAUUUAAGUCAAAUCGAAAUAUGAAAGUCAAAUUCAUUAAGCACCAAAUAAACUGCAGAAGCAACAACAACAAUGAAAAAAAAAUUGUGCAUACAUAGAAAUGGUAUAAGGUGAGGAUUGUACGUACUUAAUGCAGACCGUAACCGAUUAAAUACUCCGAAUACAGAAAGAAAAAAGUAUUUUGAUGCCUUCAGCAUUUUGACAUUACACUUUAUGUUCGAUGUUUGUUUGGUUUGGUAAUUAGUAUGCCGGCGCCAGGAAAUACACUCAACUUAGUUUCAAAAUUAAUUCCAUUUUUUGAAUGUUAUAAUUCAGUGUUGGUUUUGAGAUUUUGAUAAUCGACACAGAUUGUCACAUAUUUUAUCCCCAAAUGAACCAUAUGAUUCAAAAUUAGAAUGAAUAUUUUUCAAUCAAAUGUUUUCAAUGGCAUAACUUAGCUUUGAACUGAUUCUGAUAUUUAUAAAUAAAAGCAUUCAUUGGGAUUAGAUGAUCUUAAAUGUUACUGUUCAGCUACUUUUCUUUGUGUGUUUCUAUGUAUGUGUGUAUUAUGUUAUUUCGUUUUUAUCUCUGGCGCCGGUCUGUCAGACAGUCUUCAGUAUAAGCAACCUGAGCGAAUGAAAAGCAUUUCAAUACAUACACAUUAACAUACACAGACCCAAAGCAGACAAUGGAAUCAACAUGGCCGAUUCUGUAGGUUUUUUUAUGUUGUUGACAAAUGUAUCAGACAGUCGUACAAUUGUUUCCAGCAAAACCGUUUCGUUUGUAAUAUUAGUGGACAAAUGCCAGUAAAUUGGUUGAAUUUAUUGAAAAUAUAAAACAACAACAACAACAACAACAACAAAAUAAACACAAAUAAAAUGUGGAAGUAUAUUUCUGCGAUUUUAUUUAUCGGUGCUGUGGCAACCAAUGCCAAUGUAAUCACAUCAAAAGGAGUUGAGUGUGAGUGUUUUAAUUCGACACAAGAUGUGUGCCGGGAUAAUGUGGCAAAAUGCAUUAACAGCGAAUACGAUCGACCAGGCUCCUGUUUCGUGCUAUGGGCCACCGACAACUUGACUGGCGAAACACAUGUCAAAAUGAAGGGAUGCUUCACAGACAGUGCAUGCAACAAUUCGGAAUGUAUCGAUACAUCAAUGCCGAAGAGAAUGAACUUCUGUUGUUGCACGGGCCACAUGUGCAACUCGAAGUACAAACUCAUGCCGACAACAACGAAGGCGCCAAAAGUCGAAGAAAACAUUCCACCUCCAGACGACAUGAACAUUUACAAAAUUGUUGGCAUUGUUUGCGGUUUCCUUGUGAUGGUCGGAGUCGCAAUAUUCUUCGUAUCAUUUUACAAAAAUAAAAAGAAUGCGAUGUUCAAUGAAAUACCAACGAAUGAACCCGAUGCACAUGGAUCGAACUCGAUGUUGACACAACAUCGUCCAAUUCAAUUGCUUGAACCGAAGGCCAGAGGUCGUUUUGGUGCAGUUUGGCGUGCUCAGCUCAAGUCAGAAGGAGAAGUAGCUGUCAAAGUGUUCCCGUUACAAGAUAAAGAAUCAUGGGUCGUUGAACAAAAUAUAUUCAAUCUCACACGAAUGAAACAUCCAAACAUUUUGGAAUUUAUCGGUGUUGAAAAACAUUUGGAUAAAUCAGAAUAUUGGUUGAUUACUGCUUAUCAUCCUUAUGGAUCGUUGUGCGAUUACUUAAAGGCGCAUACAGUUACAUGGCCCGAACUGUGCCGAAUUGCUGAAUCGAUGGCUCGUGGUUUAAUGCAUUUGCACGAAGAAAUUCCGGCAACGAAAACUGAAGGACUUAAGCCAGCUGUUGCACACAGAGAUUUUAAGAGCAAAAAUGUCCUUCUCAAAACUGAUUUGACGGCUUGUAUUGCUGACUUUGGACUGGCUCUCGUCUUUCAACCAGACACUCCAAUCGGUGAUACACAUGGCCAGGUUGGAACCCGUCGCUACAUGGCACCCGAAGUUCUUGAAGGCGCAAUCAAUUUCACUCGUGACGCUUUCCUUCGCAUUGAUGUGUAUGCUUGUGCUUUGGUUUUGUGGGAAUUGGUUUCACGUUGCACCGCUCACGGCGGACCAGUUCCUGAGUACACUCUGCCAUUUGAAACUGAAUUGGGUCUGCAUCCGACACUCGAUGCACUACAAGAAUUUAUCGUUACAAACAAAAAACGACCACCAAUCCCAGAAUACUGGCGUGUUCACAGCGGAUUGAAUGCAAUGUGUGACACAUUAGAAGAUGCAUGGGAUCAUGAUGCAGAAGCUCGGCUCACUGCAUCCUGUGUUAUCGAACGUAUUUCACAGCAUACACGCUACACAAAAACAGAACUUCUUAUCGAAACAAAUACAGACACACCAACAAAAGAUUCAAUUGACAGCAUCAAGUAAUGAGUGCACACUGUCGACUUAUAAAUAUAUAUAAAUAUAUGAUAGGAAUAGCAAAUAGAAAACAACAACACAGUAAAAGGCAGCAGAAAAAAAAAACAAUUUUUGUUGAAAAAGUUCGUCUCCGUAUUUAUAUAUGUAGUUAAAAAGCUCUGAACGUUGGUAUAUUGUUAUAUUCGUUUUAUUUUCGAAUUGUAUAAUGUACAAUCCAUCAAGCAACACCGACAUAUAUUAUGCAAACAUGCAAAUGUCGAUUCAUCAAACAUUAUUCUAUACAAAAACUUAUAUAUAUAUAUAUCUAUGUAACUAUUUUCAUUUUGAUUAUUGUCAUCCUCAUUGUCUCACACAUGCAAGCAUUGCUAAUAUGUUCCGAUUCGUUGAAGGAGCGCCACAAAUUGGCCACAUAUUUUUUGAUUUAUUCAAUUUAGUUCUCUGUCUUCUUUUUCUCUUCAUUUUUGUCACAAAAAAUGCAUCCUCACUGUUUCGAUUUGUUUAGAGGAUUUAAUUUGUAAUUUAUGAGAAAGAUCUAUUUUGGUUUAAGAAGACUGUUGAAAAUUAUGAUGUCAGAAUGAGUUCAGGAGUUAAGAGGAAUUUAUAAGGAAUAGAUACUCGUUGGCAUCGAAAGAUAUAUAUUUUUUUUUAAUUCGACGUGCUUCGAGCAUGAGAAUCUGACUUAAAUUUAAUUAUUAUUCAAAAUAAUUUUCUUGCAAACGAAAAACGAAAAAAAAAACUAGCCGUUAUUUUUCUACUGAAAAAAAGUGAUAGGAAGUGUUGCUCUGGAAAAGAAUGUAUUUUUGACAAACUUACCCUGCAAAAAAAAAACUCCGCUUUUAUGCUUUGAUUGCAAUUCUGGUUAAUUCAGACAAUUUUUAUGCUCAAGCGAAAUGGACUCGUUCUAUAAUAUUUUUUACUCUCUAAAUCGAAAUGGAAAUUCAUUUAUUUUGUAAACGAUUCUCGCGAAGUGUCCUCCUCAAAUAAAAUCUAAGCGUGUUUUCGCAGAUAAGGAACACAAUGAAAUCACAUAUCAUCAAACCACAUUUUAAGUCAAUAUUUAGUCCAUAUAUUGUUUGUACAAGGCCGCAAAAUCUCCGAAUUUUUAAACACAUAACAUUUAUUGUUCAAAUCAUGUGAACACGUUUAGUAGAUUACGAUUAGUAGAUAAACUAUAUAAUUGAAGAAAAAAAAAAAAGGAAAAUAACAAUGGAAUAAAAUAAACAUUUAUACAAUUCAGAAAGAGAGUCAGUGCAGCUAAGAAUGCUAAACAAAACUGAACAAUUUGGAAACUCAAUGAAGUCGUAAUUGUAGUAUUUUAAAUAUAAAUGAAAAUCAUCAUCAACAACAACAAAAA
Messenger RNA from Sitodiplosis mosellana (orange wheat blossom midge), 4297 nucleotides. RefSeq names its product activin receptor type-2B (gene put). Gene Ontology annotation, cellular component: plasma membrane; activin receptor complex. The transcript has 8 exons. NCBI's taxonomy places the organism in Eukaryota, Metazoa, Arthropoda, Insecta, Diptera, Cecidomyiidae. The coding region runs from base 1435 to 2952 and encodes 505 amino acids. Gene Ontology annotation, molecular function: ATP binding; activin binding; activin receptor activity. The record is from RefSeq and is a predicted model, not a curated record. Gene Ontology annotation, biological process: activin receptor signaling pathway; protein phosphorylation; cellular response to growth factor stimulus.